AUGCCCUACAAAUACCCCAUCCAUCCCUUCCCAAUCCCACCAGUCCCUCCAUCAGCCCAUCCCACUCAGGAAGACUAUAUUCGAGACCGCAACGCCAUCACGGAGAUCAUUUUCCUGCACUUCCGGCCCAACACGCCGAUUGAAGAUCCGUCAACGUCUGCAGGGGAACUCUGGACGCAAGCCCUCGAUUCGAUUCGCGGGUCUGAGGAACAGGGGACUCAGCCGUUACCUGGGUUUGGGAGGUUGUAUUGGGGCAGAGUUGAGAGGGGGAGUAUUAAUGGUGGCGGUGAUGGAGAUGUGGUUCUUUUGGUAAAUGACUGGGACGACCUCGCCCUUCAUACCCAACAUCAAUCCCAACCCCAAUCCCAAUCCCCUCUCUCAACGCUCAUGGAAACCCUUUCUCCCAUCCUCCUCUCACCUCCUCCCAGCUCCGGUCCCAGUUCCAUCUCCGUCAAAUUCACCACCCACCCGCCCCUCUCCGCCACGAGUACCUCAUUACCACCCUACCCCGUGACGGCUCUCACCGUCGCCAAAUUCCCAUCUACCAUGGACCCCGCCGAGAAGGCCCAGAUUCCUGCGUUGUGGCAGUAUACGCGCCAGGGCUUGUUUCCGAGGGGCCAGCAGCGGAGGUAUGGGUGUUUGGGCGCGGUUGGGGGGUGGGUUCAUGGUAUCAUGGUAUCCAAGGGGUUUGGUGGUGAUGGGAGUUGGGAAGGGGAAGGGGAAGGAGGAGGAGAAUGGUACGUUAUGAUGGACAUUUGGGAAGCGAAGGAGAGACGGGAGGAGUGGGCGGGGAGAGAGGAGGCAGCGUUGUUGAGGAAGAAGUGGGAGGAGAGAGCGACGGAUGGAAUGGAGAUGUGGUAUGGGAGGUUGGGGAUGUGGAAGAAGGGAGAGGGGAGUUUAUAG
Molecule: messenger RNA, 903 nt
Organism: Aspergillus melleus
Lineage: Eukaryota; Fungi; Ascomycota; Eurotiomycetes; Eurotiales; Aspergillaceae
Exons: 2
Coding region: 1-903 (300 amino acids)
Source: RefSeq, a predicted model, not a curated record